Messenger RNA from Tetranychus urticae (two-spotted spider mite), 1596 nucleotides. RefSeq lists its product as uncharacterized. Lineage: Eukaryota; Metazoa; Arthropoda; Arachnida; Trombidiformes; Tetranychidae. The record is from RefSeq and is a predicted model, not a curated record.
AAACUAUAUUUUGAAUUGGUUUUGGGUAAAGUUACACUGUCUUGAACAAAAGUUAUUUAAUUUUUGGCAAUCUAAAGUAUUAUGUGAUUUAUUGUUUACAAUUUUUGUUUUUUGUGGCAAUUCCGUCUUUAGUUUAGAUUGUUUUAAAUCUGGGACAAGGCGAUAUGGCUAGUAGUCUGACUGAGUUCACAAGUACUAACUCAAGUAAACUUAUUUUUGAAGAUGUGUUAUCACCUUUUUUACCCAUAGAGAUGCUCAACAAUGAAAGUGACACCGACUGUCCUGAUAUCUUCUGUAAUUUAUUUGAAGAAAUUGGACCUUUUCCUGAAUCGAUGCCACCUCCACCACCUUUGCCGCCCCACUUUAUCCAAUUCUUAAAAGAAAACCAUUCUCUACCCGAUCAGAAAAUGAAUGAUUGUAAUUUCUGCAAUAUUUUUAGUGAUGUGAUGGAAUCUGAACUUGUUGCCUCUGAACCAGAAUUUAAAACUGAUGAAUCUUGGUCUUCAACAUUGUUUAUAUCGGUUUUUGGAUUGAUUUUGGUCAUUUUUACACUCAUCAUCUUUAUUAAAAUCAAAAAGUUGAAGCCAUUCUCUUCUCAAGAUAAAAAUCUUUGCCUAAAACAAUCGCCGCUUUGUUCACCAUCAGAGCACUGUAUUGCUCCAGUUAUUAAUGAAAAAUCUCCUCAAAGUGUUAUAUUCAGUUGUUCAACCAGAACUUCAACGCGAAGUAAAUACUGGAGACAGACUAGAGGCAAUUCAGACACUAUUGGUUCAAAAGUGGACGUUAUGGAUCAUUAUUCCAAUAUUCAUGACGGUGAAAGCUGCUUAUCUAGUCCGGUGUAUGCUGAGCUGGAUGCCAAUGGUAUAGCAAUCAACCAUGAUCAAGUUUCGAGUUCCCUUCUAAUGAAUGAUCCUUCAACUUAUGCUCAUACUUAUUCAGAAAUUGCUGAAGCCAUGAGAAUGGCAACACUCGGCUCAUCAACUUUAAUUUCCGAUGCAUCCUACUACAACGUUACUUAUUUACCUUAUGAUCAAUAUCAAAAACGGCCAAUGACAAAGCAUCACUCUAAAUUAAAGGCCCAUGGAAGUGCUGCUCCUUUGCUUGAUAUUUCUCAACAAAUCUCGGAAUCUUGCUCAAAUUAUAAAGCUCAUGAACGGUCCCAAGCAAAAUCAAUUUAUAAACCCAAUUCAUCUCAAAUUGACUUGAAUAACCAUCCACAUCAACAAACUGAGACCCGUCAGGAACCUAGUUUCAUAAGCCCUUACAAAUAUGAAGCUCCUCUCAAUCCACUGCUAUUGCCUACAUUUGAAGCUUCUUAUGCUUAUAAUUUUUUAGAACGGCAAAGUCUUAAACGCCCGUUACCAGCUGUACCAUAAGCUUUAUCCCGUUUUGGACUCAAUUAUGUAUUACCUGCAUCUACCUCUCAGCGAUCAUAAGUUAUGAAUCUAGCUUAUAUAAUAGUCGCGAAUCGCCAGUUCGUAUUUUUAAUACUACCAACAAAUCAACUUGUAACUCGAUAUCUUUAUAUUUACUUCAUAGAUUAUCAACAAAAACUGAAUUCAUCAACUCAUUAUUAAUAUGAAUACAAUAAACUAU